Messenger RNA from Sphaerodactylus townsendi, 3053 nucleotides. RefSeq names its product BCL2 interacting protein 1 (gene BNIP1). The record is from RefSeq and is a predicted model, not a curated record. Gene Ontology annotation, biological process: retrograde vesicle-mediated transport, Golgi to endoplasmic reticulum. Gene Ontology annotation, cellular component: SNARE complex; endoplasmic reticulum. The transcript is spliced from 6 exons. Lineage: Eukaryota; Metazoa; Chordata; Lepidosauria; Squamata; Sphaerodactylidae. Gene Ontology annotation, molecular function: SNAP receptor activity. Bases 56 to 742 code for a protein of 228 amino acids.
UGGGCGUGUCGAAAGGCGCUCUCCGCUCUUUUCGCUUGCCGUAGCUAGUUCCAAGAUGGCGGCCGCCGCGGACGUGCCAGUUCGAAUUUGCAACCAGGAGAUUGUCAAAUUUGACCUCGAGAUUAAAGCAGCAGUGCAGGAUAUCCGGGACUGCAUGGGCCCUGUGAGUAAACUUACAGAACUGAAUGCCAAGGUGAAGGAAAAAUUUCAGCAAUUGCGGCUUAGAAUACAGGAGCUUGAACAGAUGGCUAAGGAACAAGAUAAAGAAUCAGAAAAGCAGACUAUGCUUCUAGAAGUAGAGAACCAUAAAAAGCAAAUGCUCAGCAAUCAGGCAGCAUGGAGGAAAGCGAAUCUAGCUUGCAAAAUUGCCAUUGACAAUGCUGAGAAAGAUGAAUUAUUGCGAGGAGGAGACCCUCUAAGGCAAAGAAAAGCUACUAAGGAAAGCUUGGCUGAGGGGGCCAGUAACAUCACUGAGAGCUUGAUGGGUAUUAGCAGGAUGAUGUCUCAGCAAGUCCGGCAAAGUGAGGAGGCUAUGCAGACCCUAGUGAAUUCUUCACGAACUAUCCUAGAUGCAAACGAGGAAUUUAAAUCCAUGUCUGGAACAAUACAGCUGGGACGAAAACUCAUUACAAAAUACAAUCGCAGAGAAUUGACAGAUAAACUGCUCAUCUUUCUUGCACUUGCUUUGUUUUUGGCCACAGUGCUUUACAUCCUGAAGAAGAGACUGUUUCCCUUUUUGUGAAAUUCUCAAGGAAGGGAGAAAGCAUGAAUGCGAGGCAAAUGAAAUGAGAUAAUUUAUGAUAAGUAACUGACACUAUUCUGACAGAGAAAAGGUCGAAGGAGACUGGACUUUGUACUGUAUAAAUGAACAGUAAGCUUACUUUGCAUGAGCGCAAUGAUCUGCAGGUACAGCCAAAACAAGGAAGGAAGAAUGAUCUUCAGAGAGAACGAGCUGGUCAGGUGCUCUGAAGAGUGGUGGCAUCAGUUAUAACCUGGAUGGUGGGUGGCAUGUUCAUCCCAUGUGGGCAUGGAUCAUAUGUUCCACUUCCUUCUUCUGUUCAGAAGAUAUGCUGAUCUAAAUCAAGCAAGGCAUGCGGGGAGUGGGAAGAGACUGCAGUAGAUGCAUUGAGGCACAUUCCUGCACCAACCUCUGCUUGGAUCCAGAUAGAGCAGGGAGUCUUAUGUUAAGUAAAAAUAAAUACGUACUUAAAAUGGAUUAAAGAGGGAAGAGAAAUGUGCAUCAUCUUACUGUUUCUUUUAUACAGUCUUUUAAAUUUUGCUUCAGUUAAUUCCAGAAGUGAAAGACCAGCAUGAUGAGCUGCAAAAUCAAAAUCUAAUUGGUAUUGGCAGGAAUAUGUCCUUGUUCUUUCAUUUUUGUUUUGAAAAUUGAGUUUGGGAAGUUUCUUUUGCUUCAUUCUAAUUUUUGCUUUGAUGGCCUAAUGCUGAGUAGGAAAGUGUAAUUCUUAGAAUGCUAUUGAAACUUUCUCAUUCCUUUUCUAUUAGCCUUCCAAUAUAAGAUGAGGUGCAAAUCAGUGAGUGGCAUGCACUCUCUACACCCAUAGGUGCAAUUCUUCAUCAGUGCACAGCUAAAUGCACAGGAGUGGAUCCCCAUGACAACCAUAGAGCCUCUUUCCCCCCUCCAUCUUCCUCAUUGACUCUUGGCAGAGAAUGCACUUUGUCAGGCAUGCGGCAGUAUUCAAGGCUGCUCCGAUCCAAGCAAUCUGGCUACUUUCACUUGAAAUAUAAACAGCAUGCCCUGAUAUAAGAGCCUGGAAAGACUAGGGCCCCUGGAUCCUUCUAUAAGAGGCAAGGAAAGUCCUCUCAUUACAGGUAGUAAUCAAACAUAUUGCCACACAAAGCAUAGUGGGCACCUGCUUGAGGAAUGGAAGUAGAAAAAGGUGGACAAAACACAUAUCGCAUCACACAAUCAUUCCACAGUGCGCCACAGAGAGAGGUCCAUCUUACUGUGACAUACCUCUGAAGAUGCCAGCCAUAGAUGUGGACAAAACUUUAGGAGCAAAAACUACAGACCAUGACCACAUAGUCUGGGAAACUCACAACAGCUAGUUGAUCCUAGUCGUGAAAACCUUCCAGAAGACAUCAAUGUGUGGUUUUUAUUUCAAAGUAUUUGAAAUAAUAUUAAAGUAUUGUUAUAACUCUUGAACCCAGAUUUCUUUUCAUACAAUAAUUGCUGAAAGUUACCCAUGGAUUUUUAUGAUCCCAUUCCUUAGGCUAUCUCUCUGAAACUGAGCCCUGAUGUUUCCAUCUUGGAUCAGCACUGGACAUAGAGCAAAGCCUGUUACUUGGAGGGAACCCUCACUUUCCUGAAGCAGGUGUGCCAGAAUUAAAGUCCAUUGCCAACCAGUACACCACACUGGCUCUGGCACUGCCUUUUGAGAUCCAGUUUCCAUAUGUAUGGUUCUAGGUUUUGCUGUGCCCCUUUUCAGUGUGAUACCUUUACCUUUCUGUGACUUUUAUGGACUCUUGGAAAUUGUUACAUCUGAUUAUAUGAGUACUACAUUGCUUCAUGAAGAUUGAAUGCUUUGUGCUUAAUUCUGUGUGCAUUUUAUACCAUCAGUCUAUUGCAAUUCUGCAAGUGCUAAUUAGAGGUUCUAGUCUUAAUGAAAAGGUUGAAAUCCAAGCAGCUAAUAAGCUUCUUACCAAUUCUGAAGCCAAUAAUGUAUGUGGUUGCAUGUGAGAGAGACAGAACACACAUGUAUUGUGUAGGAAGGCCUGAUACACGCUUAGUGGCACAUGGGACACCUUUCUGGAAUGCACUAACAGCCACAGUGACCUAAUGUUGCACUGAUCUACUUGGCUUAGUUGAGGCACAACAGCUCUCUUCCUAUUUCCUCCUCUCCUCCUUGCUCCUUCUCACUUACCUGGAUGAAGGCAGAGGACUGAACUGCAAAUUCACAGAGCUCAGUUGCUAACCGUAGAAUAUACAUUCAGGAGCUCUACCAGAUAAUUUUUAUCACCCAGAUAAUGGGUUUCUUUUUCUAAAUGUUACUAAGUUUUUGCUUAACUGCUUAUCGUCUCUCAUUGUUUAAAAU